Messenger RNA from Orussus abietinus, 14802 nucleotides. It is a transcript of the gene trx, whose product is annotated as histone-lysine N-methyltransferase trithorax. Bases 125 to 10462 code for a protein of 3445 amino acids. The transcript is spliced from 10 exons. NCBI's taxonomy places the organism in Eukaryota, Metazoa, Arthropoda, Insecta, Hymenoptera, Orussidae. Gene Ontology annotation, cellular component: nucleus; histone methyltransferase complex. The record is from RefSeq and is a predicted model, not a curated record. Gene Ontology annotation, biological process: positive regulation of DNA-templated transcription. Gene Ontology annotation, molecular function: DNA-binding transcription factor activity; protein binding; sequence-specific DNA binding.
CUCGAGUUCCGUGUGUCGAGUGUUCGUUGCUGUUCGGUUGGUGCGCCUCGACAGAGCGAAAUCGCAUAAAAUGGAAACAGAGUUUUGCUGCGAGGUGGAGGUUGGUCGUUGAAGAAACGUGAACAUGGGAAGGUCCAAGUUCCCCGGAAAGCCGCCCAAGACGGUCACCAGGAAGCGAAUCAAAGUACUCGGGCGGCCCGAAGCGACCCAAAGCGAUUCCGUAACCGUCGCCGAGAACAUCUACUACGGACUUUCCCUGUUCAACGAAACAUUCGGUGACAACGAAAAGGAACAUCCACCGUUUCAUGGCUUCAGCAGCAAAGAGGCUAAACUUUCUGUGUCUUACGUACAGACUCAACGGCGCGACACGGAGAACACUGUUGCCGGUGCUAGUCCUGCUACGAAUAAAAAACCCUGUGACAAAAAUGAUGCAGUGGAAGAUAAGAAUUGCUCGGAUAUCGAGAACCAUAAAGAAGCCCCGUGUAAGGAAAGUGUUUUGGAACAGCAGAAGGAUGCCAGCAAAAACGAGUUAAAGACACUAUCGUUCGAUGAUACCAGUGCGGUUAGUGGAAGACAAGAAAAGAAGAAUGAAAACAGAGGAUUCUCCAAUUUGAUAAAAACUCCUGUGUUAAAGUCUGUGAAUAAUAUUUUGGAUCGGCACCAACGUACCAGGCAUUUGAGAAACAGCACCGCCAAGCGUUUGUUACAACGAGCUAAAUCUAGUAGCAACAAUACCACUCGCAAUAUUACGGUCCAGACUGGUGAUAAAACUGGCACUGUAAGGAAAUUUGUUCUACCUGUGCGUAGUGCGCAUUCUUCGAGGGUCAUCAAGCCAAACAAAAGAUUUAUUGAAGAAUUAGAGGAAAUUUCUAAUGCAGAGCAUAGCGAAAAUGAGCAUGGAAAGUACGGGAAAAAGGCAAGAAUCGCAUCAGGGAAACUUUCCCAUCAGGAAUUAAAAGACGAAGAAGAAAAUGUUGGCUUAAUGAAUGCAAAAUUUUCUGGGAAGGAUGGUAAAAGAUGUAAGAAGGCUAUUCGACUCGAUUCUCAAAUUUUGAAUGAAACCCUGAAAAAUGAUGAAAAACCAUCAAAUUCUGUACAAGACGCACAAGUAUCAAAAGAUUUUCAAAAUGAGCCUAAAAAAUCACAAAAUGUACCAAGCAAAUUUAAAACACCAAACAGGACCGCUCAAAAUAUUAAUAAUGUCCGAGAUGUGUUAAUAAAAACAAUGGCUUCAGAUGAUACAGCUCAAAAUGUAAAGAUAAAUGUCUCAACGAAUCAUAAACAGAUUUCUAUUCCUAUAAAAGUUCUUCCUGAUUCUAAUGUUCCCAGUAUGGAGUCUUCCAGAGUUCAGACAAGAUCCGGAACUCUCAGCGAAGCACCUAAUUUCCCAAAUUCUGAGAUAAAUAUUAAGGCACCAUUAGAAAUUGAUCAAUCGGUACACCUUGAGAGUUUAAAAUCAAACGAGGGUGAAAGUAACAGGAAUGCAUUAAAUGGCAUUGAAAAGAACGAUAACGAAGGAUCCAGUAUCACGGAUUGUCCGGAUAACAUUGAUGCGGAAAGUACAUUGUCUGAAAAUGGCAGUGAUCACGGUGAUCCUAACGAGGAUGAGCAAUCCGAUUGGGCAGGUAUUAAAUUAAAUGGAGGGAAAGUAAUUUUGAGGAAAGCAAGAUUAAAAUUAGAUAAUAAAAACUCGAGAGGAACCGAAGGUCCAUUUUCAACUACAAAUACUUACGGUAGUCCAAAUGCUACUUCUAUCUCUGGAUUGGCAGGAACCGUGAAGUGUGGAGUUUGUGGUGCCGUACGAUUUUACAGGUUUAUGAAACAAGCGAGGAAAUUUGGUAUACACAGCUGCGACUCGUGUCGAAAAUUCAUUAGUAAGAUGAUUAAACGCCAAGCUUGCGCCAAAUCAACAACCAGUACUCUUCCGAUACUUCAGUGUCACAAAGGCGAUGGAUUAUGUCUAGUACCACCUGUUGUUAAGACUCAGCAGUGGAACCUUAUGAGAUGCGUUUAUAAAGCUAGAUGUCCAGCAUGUUGGCUCAAAAUGUGUAUAAAGUGUUACAACAUUCCUGCUGCUUUGAAGGCGGGAUUGAAUGCCUUAUUGCCGCCCUUAAUGAGGGAGACCGUACCCACUUCGUUACUAUUGAGACAAGAUGACGGUGAUGGGCAAGCACAAAAGUUAGGCUGUAAAAUGGGUUGGCCUGCCGAGGAAAGCGUGGAAAGAAAUUUAUUCAAGUCCGCAAUGAGCUGGAAUGGUAUGGAAAUUGGUUCGAAAGUAAAUUAUCAAAAUACUACCCGGGAAUUUCUAGGCAAGAAGUUAGAAAAGUUCAAUUACCCGAUCCCAGUAACACCUAGUAAAAAACGGAAAAAGGAUAACGGAAUAAAGGUCCGGAAGAAAGUGAAAAGCCCUCUUGUUUUUGUUCCUGUAAAUCAGUGUACGCAACCUCCCAGACAGCGAGUCGAGUUAAGAGGACCCCGAGUCAAACAUGUCUGCAGAAGUGCUAGUGUUGCUCUCGGUCAGCCAAUCGCGACGUUUCCUUGCGCGGAUGGCAAGGAAGAGAACGAUCCUACUAAGAACAUUCCGAAGGUGCAACGAGACGACGAAAAGCCAGGAAAAAAGGAUGAGGCUUCGAAGGAUUCAAAAGAACCGCAAAAAAAUAAUCACGAAAACGACACAAACUUUAUCAUGAAUACGGUACAACAAUCUUAUCCCAAACGGAGUAAAUCGCAAUCUCAGUCGAUUUUAGCGCCAAACCUUCCCACGACACGUUCUUUAUCAAAGCCUUCGAUGGAUACUAUACACACCCUGUCAAUAGAUUUUUGGGAGCAAUACGACCCGGCAGAAGUCGGAACCAAAGGUUUCGCUCUAAUUGGCUCGGAACUCUUUCACAUUCCUGCUGUUUGCUAUCUCUGCGGUAGCGCUGGGAAGGAACCCCUUAUACACUGUCAAUGUUGUUGCGAGCCGUACCACGUCUUCUGUUUAGAGCCAAGCGAGUGGAGCGCUUGCGCUCAGUCUAAUUGGUCCUGUCCUCGCUGUACGGUAUGUCAAACGUGUCAUCUUAGAGCGGGUCCAAAAUUGUCGUGCAUCCGCUGUCGACAGUCUUUCCAUCACUCUUGCCUAUCCAAAUCCGGCGUAAGUGCGAGACUCUAUAGUCCCGACAGACCAUAUGUAUGCCAGAGCUGCAUAAAAUGCAAAAGUUGCGGCAGCGAGGGAGUGAGCGUUCACGUUGGUAAUUUGCCCCUGUGCUCGAUGUGCUUCAAACUGAGGCAACGCGGUAACUACUGUCCCCUCUGUCAGAGAUGCUACAACGAAAAUGACUUCGAUACGAAGAUGAUGGAGUGCAACGAAUGUUCCUGUUGGGUGCAUGCACGCUGCGAGGGGCUAUCGGACGAACGCUACCAAGUUCUGAGUUACCUCCCAGAUUCCAUCGAGUUCACCUGUCGUCAGUGCUCCCCGGAUCCUGCGUCAAUUUGGAGGAACGCCAUAGAAGCCGAACUGAAGUCUGGCUUUAUAGCGGUGAUAAAGGCCUUAAGUAAAAAUCGCAAGACUUGCGCGGCGCUCAAAUGGAGCCCCAGGAAGGAAUGCCUCUGCAGACCGGUCUCGAGCGUCAGAAAGCUCGACUUUUCUGACGAGAAAGUCGAUGCCGAUGUUCCAAAAGAACUCCCGAUGUUGGAAGAGACGGAGGACUGUAACGGCGACAAGCUUACCGAUAUCGAUGCCGGAGUAACCGCUAGCAUAAAACUGGAGAUUUUGACUAAAUCUGAAAUCGACAUGGAUGAACAAAAUAUGGAUAUUCCAAGGAGAGGUCUGAGACGUCCUAGGCAAAAAUUUCAUUUGAAGGACGCAAGGAUGAAGAAUUGCAUUUCGCGGGAAUGUUUAUCCGGCGAAGGAAAGGACGUCUUCAAUCAGGAGUCCGUAAGUGCAAGCGAUGGGAAGGAGUGCACCUGUUCGGAUCAGCAGAUCAUAGCGAGACCAUCGCCGACGUUGAUGUCCGUAAAGCGAAAGGUCAGCGGAAACGAAUACGGAUCUCUGUCGCAAUUUCACUGUGACAUGGAGCACGUCAUAAAUCGCGCCGGCGCACAGGACCUUAUGGAGGCUUAUCGCAAGACCUUGAAGGAAGUGUUUCCGUGGUUCGACCCGACGCACUCUAAAAUCACCCCCGGGACCGAUGGCAUGACAACUCCGACUAAGGAGGUGCACUCCAAAACGAACUCCGUUACGAUGAAGCUGGACGAUUCCAUUCUGGAAACGUGGAAAGAAGAGGUGCUGAAGGUGCCCAAGGCCAUCGCCAUUAAGGCCUGUAACCUGUAUUCCAACAUCCACGUCGAGGAUAGCAGAACGUGUUGUCUGUGCAAGGGUUUAGGGGACGGAUACGAGAUGAAGGAAGGUCGCCUCCUGUAUUGUGGUCAAAACGAGUGGGUGCACGCAAAUUGUGCCCUGUGGUCGAACGAAGUAUUCGAGGAAAUCGAUGGAUCCUUGCAGAACGUCCACAGCGCCAUUUCGAGAGGUCGACUGAUCAGGUGCACCGAAUGCGGCAAGAAGGGCGCCAGUGUCGGCUGCUGUUCGAGGAAUUGCAACAGUACUUUCCAUUAUCCCUGCGCGAGAGCCAUCGGCCUGGCCUUCAACGACGACAAAACAGUAUUUUGUUCUUUGCAUUUAGCUAAUUGCGCCGAAAGGACCCCGCAGAGCGAGACGGAUUUCGGGUUGAAGAGACCCGUGUACGUCGAGCUGGAUCGUAAGAAGAAAAAGUACGUGGAGCCUAAUAAGGUCAAAGCGAUGAUCGGUUCGCUGACCAUUGACUGUUUGGGAACGGUCGUGCCGCAGUUCUCCGAUACGCCGGAGAAGAUCAUACCCAGCGACUACAAGUGCUCCAGGCUAUACUGGUCCACGGUGAAUCCUCUGAAGAUCGUCAAGUAUUACAUUCGAACCUACGUUCAAGUUUACGUCCCGGACGUCUCCCCUGGAUUAGAGAAUAACUGCACUAUCGACCAUUCCAAGGAACGGGAGAGAGAAGAAAUACUGGACCGACAGAAGCUGGAACAUUUGGCCGCGAAGCAAACGUUGGACGCUCUAGUGGACGCGGUCUGCAGCAGAGAGGUCGACGAGACUCUGGCCGAGCAGAAUAACACGGAUCUACUUCCCCCCGAGCUGGAGGAGGCGAUCUUCGAAGACCUACCCCACGACCUGCUGGACGGCAUCUUUAUGCAAGAUAUAUUCCCGAAGAUGUCGUACGAAGACUUCUUGGCCAUGGAUUUGAAGAGUGACAACGUGUUCGGGACCGACUUGCUCAAGGAUGAUAUUCUACCCUCGGAAGUGGAGGAGAUCAUCGCACCCCCCGAGAGCAAGGUCCCAAAGACCGACCCGUCCAUGCCGGAGUUGGGCACUCAAAGCGACUUCUGGUCUCACCUAGAGGCCAAAAGCACCGUCCAAGACUUCGUGGACGACCUCUUCAGUUCCAAGCACCAGAAGCUCGGAGGCAGGGAACUGAAAAGGUCCAAGUCCGAGGUCAUGCCGAACAACUCCCUCGUGUCCAGUCAGAGGCACCACCAACGUUCCUGCAGUUUGACGUGGAGUUGCAAGUUGGACGGGCCGAACAUGAAGAGAAGGAAGUUGCCGAGAAGUUCCGGAACGAGGCCAGGGGACGGGAACGUCACGUUGAUGGACACGCAGACGGAACGUCCACCCGUGUUUCACGAGCUGAGGAUUCCGGAGAGCAUCAUGGUGACGGUGGGUCGAGCGAACACUCCGGGUCUGAUUUCGGAGUCCAUGCGAGAGUUGAAGUACUGUAUCGACGACUCGAACGGGAUCAAUCGCCGCGCCCUGCAGCCGAGAGACGACGGCAAGGAACACAAGAGGCUCUUCUGGCACCCGAGGCAACAACCACGGAUCCUUCAGGUGGACGGAACGGUCGAUCCUGGCAGCGCCAGCGAGUGCAGCUCGCCCGAGUACAACGUCGAGGACAGGCUGUCCGACCUGGACAGGGCGAGGUCUCACGGGCUUCCACGUUUGGAUGGCAUUGACGACGAGCCCCCACGUGGUGUCAUGAACGGCGGCAUCCGAACGCAGGCGGUUUCUUCGCGACCCUCACCUUUGAAGGAAGGGCCAGGGUUAGGAGACGUCGGCAAACCUCACGACUCGAGGGCUCGAGAAGGAGUCAACGACGCCGACGGAGAAUCCAGCAUCGCGCCCGUAAAGUACGAUCCCAUGAAAAUGAACUCAGCAAUGGGCCGAAACCAGAGAUGCACCCUGACGAUACCUCAGCUAGACGGCGCGGAUGACAUAUCUAGCGACGACGAGUGCACGUCGCCCCAGCCGUUCGCCGAAUGCAAAGUGACGUCAAUUCCGAAGCACGUUCCGGAGAUGGACCCUGCCGAUGGGCCGGUGACCUGUAAACGAUGUCAAUGCACGUACAGGACCCAGGACAGCUACGACCGGCACUUGGCAACCUGCGACAUCAUGACGACGAGCGACAGCGACUCCGAGACCAUGGACAACAAGCUGGCGUCUCCGGAUUCCAGGUUCUCCCCCAGCGUGGGCUCGGUGUCUCCACAAUUCGUGACCAUGUCGCCGUCCGAGGGCCACGCUCUCUCCUCCGAGUACCCAGAUCUGCAGGCCACGUCGCCGCUGGAGGCGUCGGUGCCCUCCCCUCAUCCCGGCAUCCAGAUCGAGCCGAUCGCCCAGGCGUUGAUCGCCCCGCAGAUCCACACCCACGCGACCGUGGAAACCGUCCAUCAAACGGUGUUGACGUCCAACGACGUGAUCGUGCAAACACAGUACACGAGAACGACGACGACCUUGCCGAACACCACGGUGCUACCGCAGGAGAGCUCGGUGCAGAUCACCGAGAUAACGGACGCGCCGUCCCUCUGCAGCGACUCCGGCCUCCAGCGGUCGAAUCCCGCUGCGAGCGUUCCGCUGACCAUCCCGGAGGGGAUCAACGCCCCGUCCACCCCGAGCCCCCAAGUCUCGCCCACGUUUUCGUCGACCGGGGUGCAAACCGCAACGAACGAGUCUCCGCAGUCGAUGCAAUCUCCGAAGGCGGCGAAGCCCAGAUCCCCCAGGGCUCCCAGGCCCAGGGCGAAGGGCAUCAAGCCGCACCUCCUGAAGAGCCCGGCGCAGGCUCACCCGGGUCACGUGAGGUUCCAGCCGAUGCAGAGCGCCACUCCGGUGAUACAGCUGCAGCAGGCUCAACGACCGGCCGGGCCGACGGUGAUCCUGCAGCAGGUGGCCUCGCCGAACAUCCUCUCGGCCUACGUGGAGACCCUGCAACAGCAGUCGGGCCAACAGAACCUGCAGUACAUAGCCGCGAUAGGGGGACAGCACGAGGCAGGAUUCAAGCCGCAGUUUAUUGCGGCGAACCAGAUAGUACCUGGGGCCUACAUCCAGGCGUCCUCGGACAACCUGCUGGCCCUGCAGAACGGGGGUAUCUCGGUGCUGCCCGGCGUCCAGAUAGCCCAGCCGCAGCCCACGGUCCUUGGGACCAUCAUUCAGCAGCAGCCCGGCGCGAUCCAGUGCGGCGUCAUCUCGUCGGAGCAGCUGGUCCUGAGCUCGACGCCCACCCUGGAGAUGUUCACGGAUUCGACGGGCAGCAUGUUCGUCUCGAGUCAGCCGAUGUACUACGGGCUGGAGACGAUCGUCAGCAACACGGUCAUGUCCUCCAGCCAGUUCAUGGCCGGGGCUGUGCCGCAGGUGCUGGCCAGCAGUUACCAGACGACCACCCAGGUCUUCCAGGCCUCGAAGCUGAUGGAGCCCAUCGUCGACGUGCAAGCCGUGUCCGCCGUGCCCGGGGUGCCGGCGGUACCCACGGUACCGACCGUACAGGCUGUGCAGAACGUCCCCGGGGUGCAGCCCGUGCAGAACGUGCCCGCGGUACCGUCGAUACAGACCGUGCCCGGAGUGCAGCCGGUGCAGAGCCUGCCCGGGGUGCAAUCUGGCGUGCAGGUUCAGAGCGUGGCCGGCAUGCAGGCGGUGCAAGGCGUCCCCGGGGUGCAAUCCGUGCAGAGCGUCACCGGCGCGCAGGGGAUCCGCAACCUGUCAGGGGUGCAAGCCGUGCCGGCCGUGCCCCCGGGGCAGAACGUGCCCACGGUGCAGCCGGUGCAGGGUCUACCCGGCGUGCAGGCGGUCCAGAGCGUUCGCGGCGUGACGAACCAACACGCGGGGUACAUCCUGAUGAACCAGCAGCCCGCUCCGGCGCCGGAGCCGAAGCGAGUGGCGGCGCCCAGGGUGACCAUGCAGCCGCCGCCCGAGCAGCAGACUUACGCGUCCAUCGGCUGCGACGCCGUCCCUCCUCCCGCACCCUGCCGACCCUCGGUGGAGGCCGUUCGGCCCGUUCGCGUGCCUCCGGAAGCCUCCCUCGUCAGCUCGGGACCCACGACGACGUCCCCGAAGCCGCUGCAGCACGCCACUCCGACGAUCCCCCGGGUGGCCGUCAGGCCCAGCCCCGCCUCCCACGCAACGCCUCACGUGACCGCCCACGUGACAUCCCAUGUAACGCCUCACGCGACCUCCCACGUGACCGCCACCCCGCACCAGCUGCAUCCCCCGUGGAAGGUGAGCGAGGCUCUCUUCGGCGCCGAACAGCCGGUCGACGGCGGCGCGAGGCCUUACUUCGACUCGAAGCACGUCUCCGAGAACACCAGCAUGAUCAAGCCUAGCAUAUCAUCGAAGAUACCCCCCUUGCCCGACCAUUGCAUCACGCAGAGGAACGUAGAUGUAAAUAAGUUAAGCCACGAUGUAAAUAUUGUGCAUAAUAGUUAUAGUAAUAUAAUGCCGAGCGGGAACGCGGGGAGCGUCAACGGCAACGGCGCCAACGCGAACGUCAGCGUGGCGAACAAGAUCUCGAUGCCGAUGAGCAACGCCCCGACGAGUCGGCCGAUGAACCGGGUCCUGCCGAUGCAGGCGGUCGCGCCUAAGCAAGACUCGCUCGAGCCCGUCGAGAAGCCCGACAUCGUCGAGGAGCCGCUCAAACCCGAGGCCGAGUCACCCAAGGAGGAGCUGGAGGACUCCAAGAAGCGGAUCGUCGAGAUCGCGGACCCGGUCAAGAGAGUCGAGGUCGAGGCCGACGAGGUCCCGGCCGAGGCGGUCAAGUUCAGCGCGGAGGACAUCGAGCGCGUCAAGGAGAACCUGAAGCUCGAGCUGGAGAAGGAGAAGAUCACCUCGCCGAACGCCUCGCUGAAGAUCGUCCUCCAGAAACAGCUGCAGGAUGGCUCGUACAAGAUCACGCAUAACAUGAAGGCGGCUGCCCAGAACAAGAAGAUGCCGCAGGUCACGUCGGUGGAGGUUCUCCCGCCGAAGCAGACCUCGCAGGCGACCACCUUGCAGCUGCUGCCGCUCAAGACCUUCACCCUGAAGGCGAACAAGGUGGAGGAGAGGCCCAAACCGACCAGUCCAGAGAGCAAGGAGACGAGGGAGGUCAAGGAGAACAAGGUGAGCCAAGUGAACCUCGUCAAGACGAAGACGCCGCCCGUGGCCGUGAAGAAACCCAGGUUCGCCGCGAAGGCCCAUAAGCCCGAGAAGAACGACCCUCCGAUCCCGAGGGCGCCGAAGAAGUGCGCCACGGGACCCAGCUUGAUGUACGAGAUUAAGUCCCAGGACGGAUUCACGCACACCGCUUCUUCCAUGUCCGAGAUUUGGGACACGGUCUUCAAGGCCGUUCAGGCUGCCAGGAGGGCCCACAACCUGCCCCCGCUGCCGCACAACCCUCUGACGGAGAACCUCGGACUGGACAACAACGCCACCGUGUAUCUCGUCGAGCAGCUGCCCGGCGUCAACCGGUGCACCAAGUACAAGCCACGGUUCCACGACCUGGCACCUCCGAAACCUGGGGAACUGGAGAACGACCUCCUGGCCGAGUGCGACAACGGAGCCGCUCGCGCGGAGCCGUUCAAGGGACGCAAGGUUCACGACAUGUUCAGCUGGCUGGCGUCGAGGCAUCGACAGCAGCCCAAAAUGGUGCCGAUGACGGAGACGGAGUCGAGAAGGACGGCCAGCACGAACCUACCGAUGGCAAUGAGAUUCAGAAUCCUGAAAGAAACGUCGAAGGAGUCGGUAGGCGUCUACCACUCGCACAUUCACGGAAGAGGUCUGUUUUGCCUGAGGGACAUCGAGGCCGGGGAGAUGGUGAUCGAAUAUGCAGGAGAGGUUAUUCGAGCUUCCUUGACGGACAAGCGGGAAAAGUAUUACGACAGCAAAAACAUCGGCUGCUACAUGUUCAAAAUUGACGAUCACCUGGUCGUCGACGCCACCAUGAAGGGGAACGCGGCGAGGUUCAUCAACCACUCGUGCGAGCCUAACUGCUACUCCCGGGUGGUGGACAUCCUGGGCAAGAAGCACAUCCUGAUCUUCGCCCUGCGUCGCAUCGUCCAGGGGGAAGAACUGACCUACGACUACAAGUUCCCCUUCGAGGACAUCAAGAUCCCGUGUACCUGCGGCUCGCGCAGGUGUCGCAAAUACCUCAACUGAGACUGCUUCUGUACGCAUAACGGAGGAAGGAAGAAGGAGAGCCGCAUUGGGCGGAGAAGGAAAUACGUGUGUGCUAUUAUUACGUGCGCUUACGGCGUAGGAUUCGUUUUAUCGAACGUCACUUUGAUUUUUAAUCGUCAAACUAUUUUCCGAGACACCGCUGCUUUUUACCGCUACUAACGGAUGGCAUAGCCGUACUUUACGAGGCCCCGAGGUGCACGGGCCCCGGGGCGCGCUUUUAAAAAAUUCGUUUAAGGAAUACUUAACCCAGAGCAAUAACGAUUCAAUGUGUCCCGCUUUCGUGCUUCGAGAGGAAGAAAGAGGGAGGGAGGAAGGAAGAGAGUGUCCUUUCCGUGCGACGCGCGACCGCGUCCCUUCGAGAAUGCAAUCCGCACGCCUGCGCUUUCGCGCACGGCUUCUAGACUAACCUAGUAUUGUCCACUGUCGAGGCUUACUCCGCGAGUACUUUCGCGCUUUACGCUAAACUUGGACGAUUCGCCGUAGACGCGUUUUAUUAUAUAUAUAUUAUAUAUAUUUUUUUUUUAUUAACCUUACCGAGUUGCAUUCUGUAGAUCGGCUCGAUGGACCCCGAGUGACCGUACACCGUAUAAAGUGCAUAAUACGCGAACGACGUCUCACACGUUGGAUUCGAUCUAAGUCACGGGUUAACGAAAACUAUUCAAAGGGGGGGAAUAACGAUAGGAUGCGCCUUUACGGCGAGGUCUCCGUUUAAUCGGGUAAACGGCGAUUCUGGUCCAGGGUUUAGUGUACGGCGUACGAUUCACUUUGCAACCGUUCGUGUCCGUUGUAGGGCCAGGUUUCGAACUCUCCUGUAAAAUAUUGUAAUUGUUAGGCUACAUAGACAUUGUCUCGGUGUAAGUAAAUAGCCAGUUUUAACCCCUUAAGGUAUAGGAGCAUAGACCCUAAGGAGAGAGAUAGAGAAUGGCAAGAAGAGGCGGCCGCCCGGGGACUCCGGGAGGCCGCUCGAGGGCGCACCUUCCUCGACAGAGACCGCCUCGACGACUCUCGCGACGGCGACCCUUCGGUUCCGUCUCUUUUUAUACGCCUAAGUCCUUUCUUUUCUCUCCUUUUACGCGACGUCCCUUUACGACGUCCCCGUAACGUGCUUCCUUUCCGGGCGCGACACGGCUACGCGGUUUGUCCUCUGCCCGCGAAUCAUUGUUUAUCCUUUAAAAGGGUUACGGAGAACUUUCCCACGGUGAAGGUUUCCGGGGGCAAACGUAGCGAGUGUCGCGAUCGCGGAUCGUGUAGGUCGCGCGACUCCUCGAGAGGAAUCUUUGCCUUAAGUAUCUUGAGUGCAUUGGCGUUUUAGCCCGGUGAUAGAUAUAGAAGUGUACCUUUUAGGCCCUUUAGGCCCACCCGAGACACGCCCUCGGACCGUUUUAACCGUAUUUACCUAGAUUUCUUGGCGAACGAACGGUCGGUCUCUGUCGAGGCAGGUCCGCCUCACAUCUGGUGCUCUAUGGACACCGUCAAGUGCACUUUUCACGAAAAAAUGGCCUAGAGUAAGAGAUAGUAGGUUGCGGCUGAAGUGUUUGAUAAUAAUAAGGCGAGAGGCGUUAUACGAAGAUUAUCGAUUGCGAAUUAUUUAACGAAGUAAUAUAAGCGAGAGAGAAAGAGAGAAAGAGAGAGAGAGAGAGAAAGAGAGCGCGCGCAAGAGAGAGAUAGUUGUGGAUAAAUGAUGGCGGGAACAUUAUUUGGGCACGCAAUAACGUCGGGCGUGCUGCGUCUUAAUCGGCCUGGUUUGGUACAAAAUAUGUAUGAUGAGUUGUAAAAAGUCGUAUAAACAAAAAAGAAGGGGGGUCGGGGAAUGCGAAGAAGAAAAAAAAGAGAGAAAAAAAAUGGAAACUUGUUCUGGUCACGAGAAAUUGCCAUUUUUUAGCUAUUUCGAGUCUUAUAUAUUUUUUUUGUCAAUCUUCUCUUUUUAUUAUUAUUUUUUUUAAUUAUUUUUUUUUUUCUUUUGUUCUUUUCGUAAUGCUGUAAUUACCGGUAAAUUAAGAAUUAUUAUUCGAGGACGAAUGUUGUUAAUAUAAUGAUAAUUAAUUUUAAUCUUGUAAAGACGAAACGAAGAUACGACGUAAGGAAGGUAACGAUUUUACUUUGAAAAUAUAAUAGCGAUGUUAGAUAUUUUAUUGAUAUUUAUUGAUAUGCGAACGGCGGUCUCGAGAUCGACGCGCGGAGAUAUUUAAUGAAUUUAACGGAGACACCGGGACGGACGGGCGAGACGGCGCUGUUAGCGCUUAACUUUUCGAGAUCGGCGACGGUUCGAGGACGCGCGUCGUCUCUCGUUUUAGCGGAUCACGACGCGGCGCGGAUAUCAACGAAUUCUUAUCAAGCGGGUUCCGGCUCGGCGAGCGACGAUUAGCCCUUCGGGCUCGUUCGCCUUGCGCGGAGUUUAGGAGGGAGUUUACGAGGGACGGGUACGUCGCACGCGAGACGCUAACGGGUACCCGGUGAACCGAGCGUUUCCGAAAGGUUGUCCAACGCGUAACGCAUGGCUGUGUAGAAUAGUUUCUCGCGUUUCCCGGAGGCUGGUGCAAGAACGCGUCCUCGGCUGUCCCGAGUGAACCGUCGACCGGCGCUUCCUUGCACCGGCCGCGAGAAGCGAGCGAUUGAUCUCGUCGGCGAGCUCUCCUACCUGGGGAGAGGCUGGGACUCUCGCGCGAGAGAUGCGACUGUAAGCGCCUGUAAGAACCGAUCCAGUAAUUGUACGUAAACGGUGCGCCAGGCCGUUGAACCACGCAAUACGCGUACCGCACGUCGAGCGGAAACGCCGAGUACCUCCUCUCGAGGAGUCCGGUCGAGCGUCUCGCGUUCACCGGGUGGACCGGUGCGGACCACUCGCAGGGAAUUAUCCGGGGCAACCGUAUCUUGGACUUGUUUUAACGUACCUACUUCUAGAGCCCUAGACGACGAAUCGCGAGAAACGGGACAAAGUGGGGUAUUAAUAUACGCGCACGGCCGCGUACUUAGGGUACGUACCAUGCGUGCGCCCGACGCGAUUAGCUCCAGCUCGUUCCUCGGGAAUACGGGAGGCGCUUUCUUCCGUUUCUCGCCGUCACCUUUGCGUAGCGUGUAACAGGAGAGAGAGAGAGCAUUUUAGUAUUACCGCAUCAGCCUUCUCACGUUUAUUAUUAAUUAUGUUAACGCACCAAGCAUCACCCAGUCGCUCGCUUUUCCGUGUUUCGACUACGUUUAAGCACCGUUCGUUCCCCGAGGCCGCUCGGAAGGUACUGCGUGCGCGGAUAAUCGAGAAGCGUAUCUCCUCGGAGAAGAGGAGACCUCGAGUAGAAGGAGGAGCGCGGGUCUCGCCCUGGCCGAGGACGAGGUCGCGCUCGCUCGAGGAAUGGAUUACUAAAAGGGAUAAGGGAUUAUUAAUAUUAUUAACAAACUCGAGGGCGAGAGGAGAGAAAGAGAGAGAGAGAGAGAGAGCGAGAGAGAGGAUGGGAAAUUUGAGAGAAAAUCGUCUGUGAUUGCCAGUCAUAAUAAUCUUUAGGUCGACAUAUUUUUUAGAGGAUAUUUUUUAGAAAAUCACAAAAUUUACGAUAUACCCCAUAUUAUUGAUACGAUAUUCGAUCGAACGCGCGCUGCGCACGACGUCGCAGCCGGAAUUCGAGGUGUGCGAGGGAAAGAAAGAAGGAAGGAAGGAAAUUAAUAAGAGAGACGGAAAGAACGAGGGCCGAGAAAACGAGGGAGAGAAAGUUGCAAACUGUUUAUUAGCGUUACGACUAGUUGAGAUCGAUGGCUGUUGUAAAAUAUUCAGUGUUCGGACAGAUAAUUAUUGAAAACUAUUUAUAACAACUAAUGUCGAGAUAUAAUAUUACGAUAUAUCGCAUAUUAGCUGCGCUCUUAACCCCUUGCGUUUGAUAUUCGUGGACGCGCUCGUCGCGGGAUCGCAGGCGGGGAGGGGAGGGGAGGGGACCUCCGAUCGAUCGGCGCUCUAUCGAGAUCUUCCCAUCCGGGACACGUCCGGAACGCGUCCGGAACCGACCGACGCGGGAAACGGCGAACGCUUUGCCCAGAGUAUUUGCCUGCAAAAUCCAUUGUUAUCGGUCCGUCUACUUACCGUACGGAAGGAAAGGUGGAAUGGGAGACGGAGAAAGGGAGGGAGGAAGAGAGAGAGAGAGAGAGACGAAGUAAUCGUAACAUUAACCCGAAGAUAUUACGCGUACCGCAUAGAGAGGACACUUAGCCGCUUUCAUCAUUUACGAACACGACACACACGUACACUCUCACACUUGCGCCCAUGUUUUGUAAUUAAAUGUUUUGUUAGUAUUAUAUGAGAAAUUAACAAAAUAAAUCACAAGUGGAAAGAUCAA